AUGGGGAAUGAGGCUUUUGAGUUGCUGUAUGUAUCUGUGUUUAGUAAAAUGGCAGAAUCCAGUAUUUCAGUGGCUCAGGAUCAGUUAAGCUGUUCAAUCUGUCUGGAUCUACUGAAAGAUGCAGUGGCCCUUACCUGUGGACACAGUUACUGUAUGAGCUGUAUUACAGGCUACUGGAAUCAAAAGGGAGUCUACAGCUGCCCUCAGUGCAGACAGACCUUCACUCCAAGACCUGUUUUAGGUAAAAACACCAUGCUGGCUGAAGUGGUGGAGAAAAUCAAGAAGACAAAACUCCAAGCUGCUCGUCCUGCUCAGUGUUUCGCUGGAUCUGGAGAUGUGGAGUGCGACGUGUAUUGCCGUCAGCUCACUUUGGAUCCAAAUACAGUGAAUAAAAACCUGGUACUGUCUGAAGAGAACAGAGUGAUUGAAUACACUCGUGAAGAACAGCUGUAUCCAGAUCAUCCAGACAGAUUUGAUGGUUUUCCUCAGGUGUUGUGUAGAGAGAGUGUGUGUGGACGCUGUUACUGGGAGGUUGAGUGGAGUGGUUGGGUGGGUAUAUCAGUGUCAUAUAAGAGAAUCAGCAGGAAGGGAUGGGGAAAGGAGUGUGAGUUUGGUUGUAAUGAUCAGUCCUGGUGUUUGUACUACUCUGACUCCAGCUGCUCAUUCUGGCACAAUAACGGAAGGACUGCACUCCCUGUAGUCUCCAGCUCCUCUAGAAUAGGAGUGUAUGUGGAUCACGGUGCAGGAACUCUGUCCUUCUACAGCGUCUCUGACACAAUGACCCUCAUUCACAAAGUCCACACCACAUUCACUCAGCCUCUCUAUGCUGGAUUGCCGUCAGCUCACUUUGGAUCCAAAUACAGUGAAUAA
This is a messenger RNA of Sinocyclocheilus rhinocerous, 870 nucleotides long. RefSeq names its product stonustoxin subunit beta-like. The coding region runs from base 1 to 870 and encodes 289 amino acids. The transcript is spliced from 4 exons. Gene Ontology annotation, molecular function: protein binding. NCBI's taxonomy places the organism in Eukaryota, Metazoa, Chordata, Actinopteri, Cypriniformes, Cyprinidae. The record is from RefSeq and is a predicted model, not a curated record.